Molecule: messenger RNA, 786 nt
Organism: Phanerochaete carnosa HHB-10118-sp
Lineage: Eukaryota; Fungi; Basidiomycota; Agaricomycetes; Polyporales; Phanerochaetaceae
Exons: 3
Coding region: 1-786 (261 amino acids)
Source: RefSeq, a predicted model, not a curated record
AUGACAGUAUGGCUCGAGCGUAAGGAGAAGGUUCUCCGGCAUGAUCGGUACAUCAAAUGGCUCAAGGACAGCCAGCCAUCGCUCAAGCUAGCAAACGUCUUGCACAAGCACCAAGCCAGCCAUUUUCUCAUGACACGGGAGCCAUCAGUCAAGGCCGUAUCGCUGGAUCGUCUCGAACAGAUGUAUGGUGCCAAAUACAUCAUGCGAGCAAUUGCAAAGUACAUCGUACGUCUCAAUUACCCGGAUGCUUCCAGUGCAGAAGUUGUUCGUCUCGCCACUACUCUUCGUUUACCAUUCCAUAAACUGCCGGUUUACCACAAGGCUAAAUUUUGGGAGAGCGACUUUCUCCUCUAUCGGCAGGCAUCAGAUGAGUACGAUGCCAUUUACGCAACCCCAGGUGGACGACUGAAUAAGCGCGGCCAGCAAGUUGCUGGCCGUUUUGACACGGCUAUUGUAAAUCUGGGUACAGGAAGUGCUAUUGGCGUUGAGGGCUAUCAGGUCUGCCGUGUUUGGGCAAUAUUCACCAUUCCUAUACGCUAUCGAAGAAUCCUACUUCCCUUUGUAGACCCUCCAGAAUAUCUCGCAUAUGUGGAGUGGUUCUCCAACUUCACGCAGCCAGAUCCCCAGCAUGGCAUGUACAAGGUGACGCCUAUGACCAACGCUGAUGGAACGCAGACUGGUGCUGUUAUUGCAGUGGAGAGCAUCCGCCGAAGUGUGCAUUUGUAUCCAUGCUUCAGAACUGUUGCGCCGCUCCCUUCACCGACAGACAUAUUUAUGGAACAGUAA